GGCUGCAGUCAAUGUACGGAUCUCCUCUCAUUGUUUACAUUUCGAAACGGUAUGUUCCCUGUGUUUUCGAGGCUGUCAUUGAUACAGGAUCAAACCUAACAUCGCAACGACGAUAAAUGUCACUAAAUUAAUGUGAAAAGAUUCUCCCCGAGGCAGUAUCAAGCCGACAAGCGGCGAACUAGCCCUGUAUGCUAACUAACCCAGCUCCAUCUUUACUGUAUCGCCCCGUUUAUCCAGCGAUGGCAAGUUAGUCUUCAUGUUUCAGUUGGCUUUCCUACUGCUCCGAUCUCAAGGACAACCAAAUGACUGAGGAGGUAUAGCGUUAGGUGAGCCUGAAGGCCAGACAAGAUCUUCAUUUGAGGAAUAUCGCAGUCUUCUCUUCUAGGGUGCACAAUGUUCGGUGUGCCUCAGAGCUCCAAGUCCGAGUUCCUGGACAAAGCCCGGCAGGCCAGGGAGGAGAGGAAGGGGCAGAAGGACAAGGAGAAGGCAGCAAUCAACAUCCAAGCUCUGGUCAGGAGAUUUCUCUGUCGCUGCAGACUCCAGAAGCAAAUAAGGAAAGAGGUUGAUGACUAUUUUCAUGCCUCUGAAACUGGGACGUCAAAAAGAAAUGCACUUUCAAUUUUCAGAAUUGCUCGGAAAUUACUGUUCAUAUAUCGCCAAGAGGAUAAGAUGAGGUUCGAGAAGCUUUGUCGUGCUAUUCUUGCCAGCAUGGAGGUUGAAAAUGAGCCUAAAGUCUGGUAUGUCUCCUUGGCUCUCUCCAAAGACCUCACUAUUCCCUGGCUCAAGCAGAUAAAAGAUGUACUGUGGACUUGCUGUCAGCUACUGAAAAAUUUAAAGCCUGACAUACUUCAGGACAAUAAAUUGGUAACUCUGUACCUCACUGUGCUGGUGACCUUCACGGACACUUCAACCUGGCGGAUAAUCCGAGGGAAGGGAGAAGCUCUCAGACCUGCAUUGAUGAGGAUCUGUGAAAAUAUCAUGGGCCAUCUCAAUCAAAAGGGAUUCUAUUCAAUACUCCAGAUCUUGCUGACCAAUGGCUUGGCUCGUUCUAAACCAUCUCUGUCCAAAGGCACUCUAACAGCUAUUUUCACUUUGUCAUUAAGGCCUGUCAUCGCUGCUCACUUCUCCGAUAACCUGCUAAGAUCAUUCCUCAUCCACAUCAUGUCCGUUCCAGCUGUUGUAUACCACCUCAAUGUGCUCACUCCAGAGUGUAUGGCGUCCAUUCAGACGCAUGACCUCCUGCGGAAGUUCAUCUUGUUUCUCAGCCGGGAAGAACAGUGUUCGGACAUCUGUGUCUGUCUUGAGGGGAGCCACACACUCUGCUUACUUGGCAACCUGAUUCACUUGGGUUACCUUAAUGAGAAAGUCCUUGAAGAGGAGGCCAGUCAUUUUGUGAAGGACCUGACUGACAUGCUGUCCUACUGCCAGAGAUAUGUAUCCCAAAAGAAGUCUAACCUUACCCACUGGCAUCCUGUCCUGGGAUGGUUCUCACAAACAGUGGACUACGGCCUGAAUGAGUCAAUGCCGCUGGUCACCAAGCAGCUUCAGUACCUGUGGGGUGUUUCUGUCAUUCGAACGCUCUUCAGUGACGUCCUCUCUAAAAAGCUGGAGAGCCAGGAGCCCACUCCCCCACCUCCACAGCCUAGCACAUCACAAAACAAUCUACCAGUUAAAAACCUCUUCAAGCGAGCAUUUCAGAAGUCGGCUUCUGUGAGAAACAUCCUGAAACCAGUAGGGGGGAAACGAGUCGACUCUGCUGAAGUUCAGAAGGUGUGCAGCAUCUGUGUGCUCUACCAGACAGCUCUGUCUACGCUGACACAAAUACGCCUCCAGAUCCUCACUGGUCUGACACAUCUUGAUGAUCUUUUGCCCAAACUUUGGGCCUUCAUCUGUGAGCUUGGUCCUCAGGGAGGCCUUAAACUCUUCAUGGAGUGUCUGAACAAUGACACUGAAGAGUCCAAGCAGCUCCUGUCUAUGCUUAUGCUUUUCUGCGACUGCUCACGGCACCUAAUCACAAUUCUGGAUGACAUUGAAGUCUAUGAGGAACAAACAUCUUUCAAGAUAGAGGAACUCAUCACUAUCUCCUCAUUUCUGAACACAUUUGUGUACAAGAUGAUAUGGGAUGGCAUCUUAGAAAAUGCUAAGGGAGAGAAACUGGAGUUGUUCCACAGUGUUCAUGGUUGGCUCAUGGUGCUUUAUGAGCGAGACUGCAGGCGAAGGUUCACCCCUGAUGACCACUGGCUACGCAAGGACCUGAAGCCCAGUCUGUUGUUCCAAGAGCUGGAGAAAGGAAAGAAAAGAGCCCAGCUUUUACUGCAGUACAUCCCACACGUCAUUCCACAUAAAAACAGGGUGCUGCUGUUCAGGAACAUCGUUACAAAGGAAAAAGAAAAUUUAGGAUUGGUAGAAACAAGCUCUGCUUCACCACAUGUCACCCAUAUUACCAUUCGUCGCUCACGGAUGUUGGAGGAUGGAUAUGACCAGCUCCGUCGGCUGCCAGUGAAUUCUAUAAAAGGCGUCAUUCGUGUGAAGUUUGUUAAUGACCUGGGAGUGGACGAGGCUGGUAUCGACCAGGAUGGUGUCUUCAAAGAGUUCCUAGAGGAGAUCAUUAAGAAAGUGUUCAAUCCUGCUCUCAACCUCUUCAAGACUACCAGUGGAAAUGAAAGGCUGUAUCCUUCACCCACCUCUUACAUCCAUGAGAACCAUUUGCAGCUGUUUGAGUUUGUGGGGAAGAUGCUUGGGAAAGCUGUCUACGAAGGCAUCGUUGUGGACGUCCCGUUUGCCUCCUUCUUCCUCAGUCAAGUCUUGGGUCACCACCACAGCACUUUCUACAGCUCCAUCGACGAGCUUCCUUCACUGGACUCUGAGUUUUACAAGAACCUCACGUCCAUCAAGCGGUACGAUGGAGAUGUAGGGGAUCUAGGACUGACGUUAUCCUAUGAUGAGGAUGUCAUGGGGCAGCUUGUCUGUCAUGAGCUGAUACCUGGGGGGAAAACCAUGCCAGUCACCAAUGAAAACAAGAUCAGCUACAUCCACCUCAUGGCUCACUUCCGGAUGCACACGCAGAUUAAGGAGCAAACUGCAGCUUUCAUUCGAGGCUUCCGCAGCAUCAUUAACCCAGAGUGGCUGCACAUGUUUUCCACACCUGAGGUUCAGCGCCUUGUCUCAGGAGACAAUGCUGAGAUUGAUCUAGAUGACCUCAAGAAACACACAGUCUACUAUGGAGGAUUUCACAGCAGCCAUCGUGUCAUCAUCUGGCUGUGGGAUAUCCUGUCCAGUGACUUCAAUGCUGAAGAGAGGGCUAUGUUCCUUAAAUUUGUUACCAGCUGUUCAAGGCCACCUCUUCUAGGUUUCGCCUACCUCAAACCACCUUUCUCCAUCCGUUGUGUGGAAGUUUCAGAUGAUCAGGACACCGGAGACACCCUCGGCAGUGUUCUGAGGGGCUUUUUCACUAUCCGCAAGAAGGAACCCGGUGGUCGACUUCCCACUUCAUCAACCUGCUUCAACCUGCUCAAGCUGCCCAACUACAGCAAGAAGAGCAUCCUGCGUGACAAGCUGCGUUACGCUAUCAGUAUGAACACAGGCUUUGAGCUCUCCUAACUCAUAUGCAUCAGGACAAUCUGCACAGGAAACUUGUGUUGAACAGCCUGAACCAAGCAAGAGGCUCGGCUUACCUGGACUAGAGCCUGUCACGUCAAAGGGGCAUCAUCUAAACAAAAGGGGAAUGAUGACGGACUACAAAGUCUCCUUUUGUCUCUUUAAAACUGGAUGAGCUCUGCUCUACUACAGCUCACCCCCCCCCCC
This is a messenger RNA of Seriola dumerili (greater amberjack), 3804 nucleotides long. It is a transcript of the gene ube3b, whose product is annotated as ubiquitin protein ligase E3B. The transcript has 27 exons. The record is from RefSeq and is a predicted model, not a curated record. Gene Ontology annotation, molecular function: ubiquitin protein ligase activity; protein binding. Gene Ontology annotation, biological process: protein polyubiquitination; ubiquitin-dependent protein catabolic process. NCBI's taxonomy places the organism in Eukaryota, Metazoa, Chordata, Actinopteri, Carangiformes, Carangidae. The coding region runs from base 394 to 3600 and encodes 1068 amino acids.